Vespula pensylvanica (western yellowjacket) is the source of this 2256-nucleotide messenger RNA. RefSeq names its product SET and MYND domain-containing protein 4-like. The record is from RefSeq and is a predicted model, not a curated record. Gene Ontology annotation, molecular function: protein binding. The transcript has 7 exons. Bases 141 to 2201 code for a protein of 686 amino acids. Lineage: Eukaryota; Metazoa; Arthropoda; Insecta; Hymenoptera; Vespidae.
GCAUCCCCUCGUCCACUAUACAACUGAAAAUAGCACGUACGGAAAUAGUGCCGCUGUAAGAAACUUUUUGGCUUCGCUAUGCCAGUAGCAUUCAGUGUCGUCGACCGACACCGUGUCGUCAUUUGUAAGAAUUACAUUACAUGAAAAUCCGUCUUCUGGGAACAUUCAAAAUGGCGAACGAUUCCGAACACGAUAUCGGUAAUUAUUUUCGAUCGAAUUUAUUGGCUGUAAGAAACGCGAUAUCCCAAGAGGAUUUUAAAAAAUUUGACGGUCUUCGAUCGAACGCCGAUAGAGUCGCUUUUAUAUUGAGUUAUCCCGAAGCUCAUCGUUUGUCCUUAGAAGUUGAAAAUCGUGAAAUGAAGAACAACGAAAAGGCUUUGAAGUUUAAGGACAUCGGUAACAAGUUCUUCGGACAAGGAGAAUAUCCAAAAGCUUUGGAGGCAUACUCGAACGCUGUCCUUUUUGCACCAGAAAAUGAUCUCUCGGUUAUCCUUGCAAAUCGUUCGGCAGCACUUUAUCACAUGGGACAACAUGAGCGUUCAUUAGAGGAUAUAGGAGAAGCGAUUCGACUUAAUUAUCCUGAAGAACUUCGAUACAAAAUCGAGGAAAGACGAGCGAGAUGUUUCUUAGCUUUGAAGAUGAACACAAAGGCGAUCGAAUAUUUCAGAGUCGCGUUAAAAUCUUUGGAUCGUGCGAAGAUAACGAUCGAACGAAAAAACAAAUUAGAGACCGAUAUUAGAGUCAUGUUGACGUUGAUGGAAAAGGGUGAACGAUUUAACGUGAAAGCUACGAAACUUUCGCCUAUCGUAAAAAAUCCAACAAACGCGACGACGAGUUUUAUGCCAAAAAUCGAAGAACCUAAUCCUCUUUAUCCAGCCUGUAGCAAAGCAAUCGAAAUAAGAGACGAAGGUGGUGACAUUGGUAGACAUGGCAUUGCUACGAGAAACAUUUCACCUGGCGAAUUUCUUAUAAUAGAACGACCACAUUGCGCCCUCUUAUUGGCAGAAUACAGAUUGACUCAUUGUCACUUGUGUUUCUCGAAAAUAUUCGUACCCACACCGGCAAUCUGCAAUAUCUGCAGUUGCAUAGCUUACUGCAGCAUUCGUUGCAGGGACAAAGACGCCGAAGUGCAUCUCCGCGAAUGCAAUUUAUUACCGGCUUUAUGGCUAUCCAAAGCUUCGAUCACGUGUUUUUUAGCACUUAGAGCUUUACUUCAAAGACCGUUCGUGGAGUUCGCUGAAAUGAGAGAACGUUUGAUGUCUAAUAAGAAGAAACGUGAAAUAUCUGAAAAAAGACCAUACAAGGCAGAUGACUAUGAUUCGUUUUACGAUUUAGUAACCCACGAAGAUCAACGUUCGAACGAGGACAUAUUUCACCGAGCUUACAUUGCCGCUUGGUUGUUAAGAUUAAUCAAAACAACAACAUAUUUAUCAGACGACGAUAAAACACCUGAUAUCGCCGAGGGAAACCUCACCAAAGCGGAAUUACUCCUCGCCGAAUUACUUUUACAUCAUUUACAAUUGGUACAAUUUAAUUCCCACGAGAUCUCAGAAUUGAUUAGACCAACAAAAGAUACAACACUCGCACGCGCUAAAAGUAUUUUCAUCGGUGGUGGUGUUUAUCCAGCGCUAGCUUUGCUGAAUCAUUCGUGCAAUCCUGGUAUCGUAAGAUAUUUCAUUGGUACGACUGUCAUUGUUAGAGCGAUUCGAACGAUCGAAAAAGGCCAGGAGAUAUCUGAAAAUUAUGGUCCCAUAUUUACUACGAUGCCUGAAACUGAACGAAAACGAAAUUUGAGAGUACAGUAUUGGUUCGAUUGCAAAUGCGAAGCGUGCACGAAUCAUUGGCCUAUGUUGGAGGAAAUAGAUCCUACGAUACUCAGGUUUAAAUGCGACACCGGAAGGUCUUGCGGCAACGUUUUACCAGUUAGAACGGACACGAAUGAGUUUAUGAUAAAUUGUCCAAAAUGUGGGAAGGGUACGAACCUAUUGAAGGGUUUGAAGGCGUUGCAGGAUACAGACAUGCUUUUUAAAAUGGCUUCGCGUCAUCUAGAAUGCGGAGAGCACGAGCAAGCACUUGGAGCGUAUCUGAAGAUGUUGAUACUUCUCGAUGAAACAUUGUCCUUACCGAUCAGGGACUACCAUUUGUGUCAGCAGGGCGUCAGACUGUGUAUGCUAGCGUUGGGUAACACCGCUACGAUAUGAGGUACGCAAGAGAUCUUUUAAACUGAAAUAUUAAUAAAUAUAUAAAUGAACCGUC